AUGGGGAGAACUGUGGUGCAAAUCACCUUCAUCGGACUCCUGCUGGCUUUGGCUUCCACACUGCCAAACAAGGAUGACUGGGACAUCUACAGCUUUCACAUCAACUCCACAGUGACCAGUCGUUAUGCCACCACUGUCAUCACAAGCCGUGUGGCCAAUCGUAUGGACGAGUCAAAGGAGAUUGAAUUUCACGUUCAGAUUCCCAAGAAUGCCUUCAUCAGUAAAUUUCAAAUGUUUAUCGAUGGCCAAGUUUAUGAUGGUGUUGUGAAAGCUAAGGAGCAAGCUCAGCAGCAGUACACUGAAGCUGUGUCCCGCGGUGAAAGUGCUGGACUUGUCAGUUCUGUAGGGAGGACACUGGAGGAAUUUAAGACCUCUGUAACUGUGGCUGCUCACAAAAAGGUCACUUUUGAACUCACAUAUGAGGAACUGAUGAAACGCACACAUGGCAAGUACGAGCUGCAAAUUCAUGCUCGACCCAUGCAGCCUGUCAGAGACUUCAAGGUGGAUGUGCACAUUCACGAGGAAGCUGGCAUCAGUUUCAUCGAUGUGAAAGGAGGCCUGAGCACCAACGCCCUCGCUAAUGCCAUCACCAAAACACAUGCAGAUAAACAGGCGUGGGUGUAUUUCUAUCCAACAGUCGACCAACAGAAAAUGUGUGACAGCUGUGGAGAUCAGGGUAUGAAUGGAGAUCUGGUUAUUGUUUACGAUGUUAACAGGGAUAAUGGACUGGGACACAUCAAGAAAUCUGACGGGUACUUUGUUCAUCAUUUUGCACCAUCUGAUCUUCCUCGGAUACCAAAAAAUGUCGUCUUUGUUAUUGAUCAAAGUGGCUCAAUGCAUGGCAGAAAAAUUGAGCAGACUAGGAUCGCAUUAAUCCACAUUCUGAAUGAUCUGGCAGAAGAUGACUACUUUGGUCUGAUCACUUUUGAUGGCAACAUUUUUCAUUGGAAGCGAGAACUCGUUCAGGCCAACAGCAAAAAUCUGGAAAGUGCCAAAAACUUUGCACAAAAUAUACAAGACAGAGGAUCCACAGACAUAAAUGAAGCAGUGCUGCAAGGAGCAAGUAUGCUGAAUGCACAUAACAGAGAAGGUUCAGCAUCUAUCCUUAUACUUCUCACAGAUGGAGACCCAACCUCAGGGGUGACAAAUCUGGAGAAAAUUCAGUCAAAUGUAAGAGAGGCUAUUGCAGGCAAAUUCCCACUGUACUGUCUUGGUUUUGGUUUUGAUGUUGAUUUUAAGUUCCUUGAGAAAAUGUCGCUGCAAAAUAACGGUGUGGCACGACGGAUUUAUGAGGACUCUGAUGCUGAUUUACAGCUGAAGGGUUUCUAUGAAGAGGUGGCCACACCUCUACUGACAGAUGUGACAAUGAUCUAUGUGGGUGGGACCAAUCUAACCCAGACUAACUUCAGUCAGUAUUAUAAUGGUUCUGAGAUUGUGGUGGCCGGUGAGAUCACAGAUAAUAACAUUGAAACCUUCACCCCUCAAGUUGUGGCCAUUUCAAGUAAUAGAAGAAUAAUAUUCUCUAACCCAAAUGAAACCGUGGAAUCCACUCAAACAGUGUCUGAUGACCGUAUCCAGAGGGUUUGGGCGUACCUCACAGUUAAACAGCUUCUGGACAAAGAGCUUCAGUUAUCUGAAACUGAGAAAGAGAAAGUGAAGAAGGAGGCUUUGGAGCUGUCACUGAAGUACAGUUUUGUGACCCCUCUCACAUCCAUGGUGGUUACAAAGCCUCCCGGAGAGAACACAGAUGUGCUUCAUAAGCCCAGGGAAGGUGAAACACCACAGAGAAGUCAGUUCACUGGAGGUCGAGCCAAAUCUGUUACUGUUCCUCUUCUCCACAGGUUUUUAAUAAAUACUAAGAAUCAGACUGUUCCAUUGUGCUUUGAUGUCAGUGGCUCACUACAACUUAAACUACUUCACCAUCCCAGUGAGGAGCUGUUUGUGAAUGGGGAGCUUGAUUCAGUUGUGAAUGGAGGCUUCAACAGUAUUUUUAUACACUUCCAAACUGACCAUCAUGUUGAGAUUGACUCCAGGGGCGUGACUGUACGAGAAAGACAGACAGUGGCACAUCACACUGGACAGGAUACCAUCACAGCUGGGAGUGUUACAGUGGUUGUGCACAACAAGAAAGUACAUGUUACAGCUGGAAAGAUGCGCCUGGUGAUCUUAGUUCAUGAGAAGAAUGGCAACAAAUUCCUUUGGCCAGUUUUAAAAAAGCAUCCCUCGGCCGACGACUCUGAAGGACUUUUAGCUGUAAAGCCUGCAGUGUAUGAGGUGGUGCAGCAAGUUUCUGUCACAAAACUAAAGAUUAAAAACCAAGAGGUAGAUGUUACAAGUGACAGCGCUACUGAUUACAGUAUCGACCCUCCUGUCACAAAGAACUGCUGGCUUAUGUCUGCUGACUCUGCCCUGCAGAGACCACUGGCAGAUUUUUCCGUGGCACAACUUUAA
Messenger RNA from Pelmatolapia mariae (spotted tilapia), 2451 nucleotides. Its product is annotated as inter-alpha-trypsin inhibitor heavy chain H3-like. The coding region runs from base 1 to 2451 and encodes 816 amino acids. The transcript has 18 exons. Lineage: Eukaryota; Metazoa; Chordata; Actinopteri; Cichliformes; Cichlidae. The record is from RefSeq and is a predicted model, not a curated record.